Messenger RNA from Mucor velutinosus, 267 nucleotides. Its product is annotated as branched-chain-amino-acid transaminase bat2. The transcript has a single exon. The coding region runs from base 1 to 267 and encodes 88 amino acids. The record is from RefSeq and is a predicted model, not a curated record. Lineage: Eukaryota; Fungi; Mucoromycota; Mucoromycetes; Mucorales; Mucoraceae.
AUGGAUCAAGCACAACAACUAUUCUUACAAAGAUUGGAGAACAUUGAACAGGAGUUGUCCAAUCUUAGCAAACAGGUCAAGGAAUGUAAUGACAACCAGACCGAAGUAAAAGCUAUGCUGCAGCAUAUUGUUCAACAAUCUACCUCUUCGAGCACGGCCAAUGUUGCGAGACUAGAUGGAGUGAUAUGCCGUCCAAGCAAAGCAGACAACAAACAUCUGGAGGAGCUUUCUGUUGAGCUAUGCAUCAACGUCCUUGAGGAGCAUUGA